Messenger RNA from Cetraspora pellucida, 242 nucleotides. The record is from the annotation of a GenBank genome assembly. NCBI's taxonomy places the organism in Eukaryota, Fungi, Glomeromycota, Glomeromycetes, Diversisporales, Gigasporaceae.
GAUUGAGUCUGUUGCACUUAUCUGUUAUAUGGUUGCCUGCAUCAGAAAACAGAUGCUCUGAUAGGACGGAGGAAGCUGGCACUGCAAGAUAUCGUCUUGCCAAGAUUGCCAAAGUAGGAAAGAGAGUUUUGUUUUGGUGCCACCAAAUCAAAGGACAGAAUUCUUCUUCAAGAGAAAUUUCAGGUAUUUCACAAUACUGGUCAAAUUCAUCAGAUACAUUAGUGCUUUCUGUUCAUGAAUGA